GUCAGCAAUUGUUUGUUAUCAAGUAUUACAAUCUAAUUUUUUGGAAAACAGUUUUUCAAAUUUUUAAAUUUUUGUAGGUAUACUUCGAUUCUUAAAUAUGAAGCUUUUUAUAACUACAAUUUUGCUUUGUUUGACUUGGCUGAGUUACGGAAAAAUAAACCGAAAGGAUUUUAGUGCUAGUCAAUUGGAGAGAAUUGACACAAUACAUCAAAUAUGCCAACACACAACUGGUGUCUCUGACACACUUAUCAAUCAAAUGAUUAUGGGCCAAUUUCCAGAGGAUCCAAAAGCAAAGAGAUAUUCAUACUGUCUUUGGAUGGUUUAUAUGGAGAUGGACGAUGAACUAGACUUGGACAUCAAACAUAUGUGGGAAUUUUUACCCCACAUUCAUAAAGCUGAUGUGCACAUCUAUAUGCAAUGUAAUGCAGAGGCAAAAAAAUUACCUGGCAAUGAUGUUGUUCAAAAGAUGUGGCAAAUGCAAAAAUGUGCUCAGGGUAGAGUGGACGCUCAGCACUACUUAUUCUUCUAGCCAGCUGGAGUUAUUGUUAUAUUGAAAAAUUAGAUGACAAUCGCAGUAUAAUAAACUAUUUCCGAA
This is a messenger RNA of Diabrotica balteata, 595 nucleotides long. NCBI's taxonomy places the organism in Eukaryota, Metazoa, Arthropoda, Insecta, Coleoptera, Chrysomelidae. The record is from the annotation of a GenBank genome assembly.